This is a messenger RNA of Penicillium alfredii, 546 nucleotides long. It is a transcript of the gene cyp3, whose product is annotated as putative peptidyl-prolyl cis-trans isomerase. Gene Ontology annotation, molecular function: peptidyl-prolyl cis-trans isomerase activity. The coding region runs from base 1 to 546 and encodes 181 amino acids. The record is from RefSeq and is a predicted model, not a curated record. Gene Ontology annotation, cellular component: intracellular membrane-bounded organelle. Gene Ontology annotation, biological process: protein folding; protein peptidyl-prolyl isomerization. NCBI's taxonomy places the organism in Eukaryota, Fungi, Ascomycota, Eurotiomycetes, Eurotiales, Aspergillaceae. The transcript has 4 exons.
AUGGCUGAACCAAUUCACCAGUUUCAUGCAUCUUCAAACCCCGUGGUUUUCUUCGAUAUCGCCCUUGGAGGCGAGUCUCUGGGCCGAGUGAAAAUGGAGUUGUUUGCAAAUGUCACCCCUCGGACCGCAGAGAACUUCCGGCAAUUUUGCACCGGAGAGAGCAAAAACUCCAAGGGGCAACCCCAAGGGUACAAGGGAAGCAGGUUUCAUAGAGUAAUCAAAGAUUUCAUGGUCCAGGGAGGAGAUUUUGUGAACGGCGAUGGCACCGGGACCUGUACCAUCUACGGCACCCCCAAGUUUCCAGAUGAGAACUUCACUUUGAGACACGAUCGCGCAGGUCUCCUGAGUAUGGCAAACUCGGGCCCAAACACCAAUGGUUGCCAAUUCUUCAUCACCACCACAGCUACGCUCUUCCUCAACAACAAGCAUGUGGUCUUUGGCCAGGUGGUAGAUGGCAUGGAGAUUGUGCAAAUGAUUGAGCACACUCGUACUACCAGGGACAAGCCGAACCAAGAUGUCACAAUUGUGCAAUGUGGAGAAAUGUAA